AUGGCGACACGACAAACAACACAGCGCAGAGACACUGUCACAGCCGAGAUACAGCUCAGCAAAUCCAUUUUGCCGACACUAUCGCAGGACACAGGAUACCUCCAAUACAGCAACAAGUGGACGCCUCGUCUGCUCCUGAGCAACAGCACACACGCGCGCAACGAAGCAACCAUGGGUCAGUCCGAAUCCAAGAAUGUGGCUACAAAGGCCCCAUACCGGGUCGUCAAUGCCGAUGAACCGCAUUCAUUAGAGAGGCCAUUGUUGACUGUCAUGGGCAGUGUUCAAUCUUCCGAAAGCGCCGUCGACGGCAUGGAAGAAUUCACGCUGAACCAACACGAACACGAGAGCGAUGAAGACUUGGUUCCUUCAAUUGGCGUGCCAAACGAUAUCGCAAGGGCGAGCAUUCAGAUGCCUGCCAACUCGGGGCCUGACGAUUCCACCUCACCAAAACAGCCACAACACAACACUGUCAACGCCAGGAAGCAGCGCGUCCUGAUCGUUGGAGGCUCUCGCGUCGGCAAGUCAACUGUCAUCAAUGCUUUGCUCAACAAGAGCCCAACCAAAGAGGCUCUCCGAAGCCCUGCCAUCACAGCUGACUGUGGGAGUACCAACGGCACCACGGACGCCGUCACCGCUUACAUCUCUGCAAAGCAGGAUCGUGCCAUCGUCGACACCAUCGGCCUCACCGAUCCGCGAUUCACAAGGAAGCAAGUCAUUGACAACUUGUACAACAUCAUUUUCAACUUCCGCGUCGGUCUGACCUGCACCAUUCUUGUGGUCAAGCACGACAUUCUCACUUCGGAGGAAGAGCGGCAGCUGCGUCUUUUCACGGCUCUUCUGGGCAAGGAAUGGACCAAGUCAGCGUAUCUCAUCGUCACCCAUUAUGAAAAGCCAAACCCGAACGUUGAGGAGUAUCUGAAGCAGAACCACAGUCCAGCGUUCCAGCGCGUUUUGAAGCUGUUCGAUCCUGAACACAUCCUUGUGGGCAGCCUCCAGAUACACGGCAAGCAAAGGGUUGAUGAUCUUCUGGUUGAGGACCGUUCAAUCUUCGUGAAGAAGAUUGUGGACACCAUUGACCAACAGCCCGAGCGUGAACCCAUACGCCUGCGCAUUCGCAACCUCUUUGACUUCGUCAAGUACAUACGCAACCUGUUCCGCUUCGACAAGGCAGAGGACACCAAUCUACAUCGUCUGUUCAAGGCGUUCGUCGCCGCCGGCAAGGAGGAGCGCAUCUACUUCCACGGCUUCACGGACAGUAUUUGCUUGGAGGAGGUGCGCGGCAACAACGACGACAUGUUUAUCACCCCGUGCCUUCAUGUCUUCCAUUUCGAUUGCCUCCUGGUUUGGCUACUGAAAAACGACACCUGUCCCAACUGCCGUGCCAAGAUACCCACCAGCAUCACGAUGCGCGAAGAUGGCGGUAUCUAUGGUGACCUGCCCACUGAAGAACAGCUUCGUCUUCCUAAUAGGGCUCCCACGAAGGGUGAUCGGCUUGAGCUGUGA
Salpingoeca rosetta is the source of this 1503-nucleotide messenger RNA. RefSeq lists its product as uncharacterized. The record is from RefSeq and is a predicted model, not a curated record. Gene Ontology annotation, molecular function: GTP binding. Lineage: Eukaryota; Choanoflagellata; Craspedida; Salpingoecidae. The transcript is spliced from 2 exons. The coding region runs from base 1 to 1503 and encodes 500 amino acids.